AUUUUUAAUUUCUAACGAUUCGUUUCAGUUACUAUCACUUUAUCAUAUACCAUUAUAUUGAUAGCAGAUUGUAAACAUUGUCCAACCUAUACAUGGCAGCCGACUUCAUUUAUUGAAAGCACUGACUAAUUAUAAUCUUAGUCCGUGGUUAACACUGUUAACUCUACAGCUAAUUAUUAUUUUGGUAUUUACCAGAUAAACAUGCUCAAUAUUGUGGGUAGAUGCGGUUUAUAUCAUGACCGUUCCGGCGUUUUUUUUCUUUUUACCUUCGUUAUCAUCAGUGCGGCUGAUAACGGUAUGAACUUCGAAAUUCUUUUGUAGACUACAAAAUCGAGACCCGACAACAACAACAACAGUCAACAGAUUAGCUGUUGCAUUAUACUUUAUACCACUUUGCGUCUUUGCUUAGUUACGCUGAACAGAAUAAUAAUAUUAUUUUUAAGUACAUUGCGAGCAAAUCCGGAUUCGUGAAAGUCCAAAUAUUUUUAACUUCCUUGUCAUAAUGUUCAAGAACGGUUUUCUUAACUUUUAAUUAAUACUUACUACACGACAGAUUCUCAGAUUUCGCCGAGGAGACACGAUGAUUACUAAGUUCGUUUUGGUAUAUUUGGCUUUGAGUAUAGUCAACACUGCCGCCAAUGUGGAUGAGUUCAAAUGUCAAACGUUUGCCGACGGAUCGGUCUAUCCAUCCAGUACUAUUGAAUCCACCAAUCACAAAUUGCAGUACACCAAAGCAUUGAUAUCAAAACCAGCACCUGAUUGGAAGAGCACAGCUGUAAUUAAUGGCUCAUUGCAGGAGCUGAAGCUAAAAGAUUUCCGUGGGAAAUAUUUAGUAUUUUUUUUUUAUCCAUUGGACUUCACAUUUGUUUGUCCAACAGAAAUAUUAGCUUUCAACGAUCGCAUUGAGGAAUUUAGAAAGAUUGACGCAGAAGUUGUGGCGGCAUCAGUAGACUCACAUUUUACACAUUUAGCUUGGGUGAAUACCCCACGAAAAGAUGGAGGUUUGGGAAACUUGUCAAUCCCACUGUUGUCAGACAUGACUCAUAAAAUAUCAAAAGAUUAUGGUGUUUAUUUGAGUGAUGUUGGUCAUUCCCUAAGGGGACUCUUUAUUAUAGACAAUAGAGGUAUUCUCAGACAAAUAACAAUGAAUGAUUUGCCAGUCGGUCGAAGUGUAGAUGAAACUCUACGACUAGUACAAGCAUUUCAAUAUACAGACAUGCAUGGAGAAGUAUGUCCUGCUAAUUGGAAACCUGGUGAACAAACGAUAAUUCCUGAUCCUAUUAAGAAGAAACAAUAUUUUGAUAGACUGAUUGAAUUAUAAUUCACCUGCGGUGAUCUCAUAAUUGCCAAGACAUAAUUAUUUAUAAUCUAUUAAGCAUUUAAGCAUCACAAAGACAUAAAUAUUAAAUAAUAUUUUUUUUUUUAUUUCAAUACAAUGGUCCGUUCGUUUUGUUUUUAUUAAAUAUAUUA
Rhopalosiphum maidis (corn leaf aphid) is the source of this 1470-nucleotide messenger RNA. It is a transcript of the gene Prx4, whose product is annotated as peroxiredoxin-2. The transcript has 5 exons. Lineage: Eukaryota; Metazoa; Arthropoda; Insecta; Hemiptera; Aphididae. The record is from RefSeq and is a predicted model, not a curated record. Gene Ontology annotation, molecular function: thioredoxin peroxidase activity. Gene Ontology annotation, biological process: response to oxidative stress; cell redox homeostasis; cellular response to stress. Bases 581 to 1321 code for a protein of 246 amino acids. Gene Ontology annotation, cellular component: cytosol; endoplasmic reticulum.